CUAAGGCCUAGCGUGGGGCACCUGGAGACCUGAAGUUCCUCUCAGGACCAGACUGCCCAGAAAUGUCCUCUGCCCUCACAUCCCACCCCGCCCCUUCCCAGACCAAAAUACUGGGCCUGAUCUCCUCCCUCUGCCUCUGGAGUAGAUCUGACCCACUGUCUGAGCCACCAGGAAGAGUCUGGGCAGGAUCCUGCAGUGAGGGCAGACCUGUGACCUGUUCUCUGCUCCUCUCUAGCUCAGCGUCCUGGGGAACUUCUGUACACCUGUCCUAUAGAGGAGUCAUUCCCAGACAGCCUGGGAGGCUCCUCCCCAGGCCUCCCAGGACAGGUGGCUGGAUCAGCCUCAGCUGGGCCUGUGCCUCUCAGUGCCUUCUCCCUCAUCCCCACUGGCGUGUGGCCACCCUCCUAGUCAGGGCCUGAUGCUGCAGGCCCUCUGACCCCUUCACGCCUCCCCAGCCCCAAGAUGGGUGAAUUCAACGAGAAGAAGGCGACAUGUGGCACUGUCUGCCUCAAGUACCUGCUGUUCACCUACAACUGCUGCUUCUGGCUGGCUGGAUUGGCUGUCAUGGCAGUGGGCAUCUGGACGCUGGCCCUCAAGAGUGACUACAUCAGCCUACUGGCCUCAAGCACCUACCUGGCUACUGCCUACAUCCUGGUGGUGGCUGGUGUUGUCGUCAUGGUGACCGGUGUCCUGGGCUGCUGUGCCACCUUCAAGGAGCGGCGGAACCUCCUGCGCCUGUACUUCAUCCUGCUCCUCCUCAUCUUUCUGCUGGAGAUCAUUGCUGGUGUCCUGGCCUACGUCUACUACCAGCAGCUGAACACAGAACUCAAGGAGAACCUGAAGGACACCAUGACCAAGCAGUACCACCAGCCAGGCCAUGAGGGUGUGACCAGUGCUGUGGAUAAGCUGCAGCAGGAGUUUCACUGCUGCGGCAGCAACAACUCCCAGGACUGGCGUGACAGCGAGUGGAUCCGCUCGGGUGAGGCCGGUGGCCGUGUGGUCCCCGACAGCUGCUGCAAGACGGUGGUACCUGGCUGUGGGCAGCGGGAUCACGCCUCCAACAUCUACAAGGUGGAGGGUGGCUGCAUCACCAAGCUGGAAACCUUCAUCCAAGAGCACCUGAGGGUCAUCGGGGCCGUGGGCAUCGGCAUCGCUUGUGUGCAGGUCUUUGGCAUGGUCUUCACGUGCUGCUUAUACAGGAGCCUCAAAUUGGAGCACUACUGACCACCAGGGUUUGGCCUGGCUACUGGCCUCCUGCUGCAUCCCACCUAACUACUGAGCUGACUACUGAAGGCCAGGACAGAGCCCAUCUUCAUGUCUGUGCCCUGCAUGCCACCACCAUCACCUCUGCUGACUUCACCCUGGGGGUGGCUUCAAGUGCCUUUUUCCUGAGGCGUGGGGCAGGGUCCCUCCCCCAGCAUAGGGAAGAUAGGGUUAGUCUACCUGUGUGGGGCUUGGGGCCCAGGCCUGGCAGGUAGGACGAGACCUAGGUUCUGGUAAGAGUACCCCCUCCUCGAUUCCUGGGCAAGUCUGAGAAGAACCUAGACCCACCCUCUACACCAUGGGUGGUCAGAGGCAGGUGGUAGGGGCCCUGCUGAAGGUGCCCAGAGGUACAGGGGCUGCAGGGCGGGACCAGGAGCCCUUUGUGCUGCCCUGAGAGCUGUAAGGCCCAAUCAGCCAGAGCCUGGCUUAACUCUUGCCACUGCUCUUUAACAUCGCCUUCACAAAGUGUGCUGCAUCCCAGUCAGAACGUCCCUGCGAGAGUAGGGUAUUACUGGUUUUAUCCACUGCUGUAUCCGAAAUGCCUAUAACUAUUCCUGCCACAUAAUGGGUGCUCAAUAAAUGUUUGUUGAACAGCU
Molecule: messenger RNA, 1859 nt
Organism: Ictidomys tridecemlineatus (thirteen-lined ground squirrel)
Lineage: Eukaryota; Metazoa; Chordata; Mammalia; Rodentia; Sciuridae
Source: RefSeq, a predicted model, not a curated record